This is a messenger RNA of Elaeis guineensis (African oil palm), 503 nucleotides long. The record is from RefSeq and is a predicted model, not a curated record. NCBI's taxonomy places the organism in Eukaryota, Viridiplantae, Streptophyta, Magnoliopsida, Arecales, Arecaceae.
CACAGCAUAGCUGUCGAUCUGCCAUAAAUGGCAAAUGCAAUAUCAUCAUGGGUUUGCGUUGUAUUAGGUUUGCGUUGAAGUUGUCAUUCGUCGCAGAGAGAAUACCUUGCCCUUCCGUCCUCAUCAAAACUCGUUGCAGCAACGAGGGAAGAAAGGAAGGGCCAAUAUAAUAGUUAGCCACCAUCCAUUUGGAGAGAUAAAAGAGAGAACAGAGGAAUGGAUCAUAUGGUGAACAAGAUGGGGACGUAUUGGUUCAAUAAGAAAGCCACCAAAGAGCUCUCCUCCGUUGGAGACGAGAUCAACAAAUUUUAGUUUGAUGCCAAGAUAGCAAGUGAGGCCUCUAAAAUAUGCAAUAUGUUAGCAUGCAAGGCACAGUGCUUGAAGCCUUCAAUCGAUGGUGCCUAUGAGGUCCAUAGCAGUUGCGAUCAUCAAUUUCUCUCGAUACUUUAUAUACAAAAAUAUUGCAUCAAUACUAAUUAUCGGUCUACAGUGCUUGAAGCCUU